AUGAGUGAGGGUGGAAAGACAUUCAAAGAGCUGAGUUUCGCCGAAAACUUUAUCCUCAGUGGGACUGCGGCCGUCAUCGCCAAGACGGCCUCAGCGCCCAUUGAGAGGGUCAAGCUUAUGAUCCAGAACCAGGGCGAAAUGCUGAAACUGGGCACGUUGGACAAACCCUACAAGGGAGUUAUUGACUGCACAGUCCGCACUUUCAAGACUGAAGGUCUGCUACCAUUCUGGCGUGGAAAUCUGCCCAACUGCCUCCGAAAACUUGGAAAUCUGACGGUAUUGUUGGUCUGUACCGCGGCUUCGUCGUCUCUUGUAUCGGUAUCAUGUUUCAUUCUUGGUUAUGGUGUUACCGUCACCGCUGGCCUUAUGUCCUACCCCAUUGAUACCAUUCGACGAAGAAUGAUGAUGACCUCAGGUGCUGCUGUCAAAUACAAGGGAUCCAUCGACUGCGCAGUACAAAUUUGGAAACACGAAGGUGGCCUGGCUUUCAUGAGAGGUGCGGGCGCGAACAUCCUCCGUGGUGUUGCCGGGGCUGGUGUGCUGGCUGGCUUUGACAAAUUCAAGGAGAUGUACGUGCACUACAGGCUCUCAAGAAAACCAAAGGCGUAG
Dibothriocephalus latus is the source of this 609-nucleotide messenger RNA. Lineage: Eukaryota; Metazoa; Platyhelminthes; Cestoda; Diphyllobothriidea; Diphyllobothriidae. The record is from the annotation of a GenBank genome assembly.